Messenger RNA from Condylura cristata (star-nosed mole), 5701 nucleotides. It is a transcript of the gene TOM1L2, whose product is annotated as target of myb1-like 2 (chicken). Gene Ontology annotation, cellular component: membrane; endosome. NCBI's taxonomy places the organism in Eukaryota, Metazoa, Chordata, Mammalia, Eulipotyphla, Talpidae. Bases 96 to 1772 code for a protein of 558 amino acids. The record is from RefSeq and is a predicted model, not a curated record. Gene Ontology annotation, biological process: signal transduction. The transcript is spliced from 16 exons. Gene Ontology annotation, molecular function: phosphatidylinositol binding; ubiquitin binding; clathrin binding.
GGCAAGUGUCAGUCAGGUCGGGAUCGCUACGGCGGAGAGCGGAGACCCGGGCGACUGACAGGGGGCGGGGACCUCUGCAGUGUUGUCCGCCCAAGAUGGAGUUCCUCCUGGGGAACCCUUUCAGCACCCCGGUGGGGCAGUGUCUAGAAAAGGCAACAGAUGGCUCCCUGCAAAGUGAGGACUGGACAUUGAACAUGGAGAUCUGUGACAUCAUCAAUGAGACAGAGGAAGGGCCAAAGGAUGCCAUUCGAGCCCUGAAGAAGCGGCUCAAUGGGAACCGGAACUACAGAGAAGUGAUGCUGGCAUUAACAGUACUGGAGACAUGUGUAAAGAACUGUGGCCACCGCUUCCACAUCCUCGUGGCCAACCGAGACUUCAUCGACAGUGUUCUGGUCAAGAUCAUUUCUCCCAAAAACAACCCUCCCACCAUUGUUCAGGACAAAGUGCUUGCUCUGAUCCAGGCGUGGGCUGAUGCCUUUCGGAGCAGCCCUGACCUUACCGGUGUUGUGCACAUAUACGAGGAGCUGAAGAGGAAAGGGGUCGAGUUUCCCAUGGCAGACUUGGACGCUCUGUCUCCCAUACACACACCACAGCGGAGCGUCCCUGAAGUGGAUCCAGCCUCAGCCAUGCCCAGGUCCCAGUCGCAGCAGAGGACGAGUGCCAGCUCCUAUUCCUCGCCUCCUCCUGCACCUUACUCUGCUCCGCAGGCCCCAGCUCUGAGUGUGACUGGACCCAUCACGGCCAAUUCAGAACAGAUUGCCAGGCUGCGGAGUGAACUGGAUGUUGUUCGAGGAAACACAAAAGUUAUGUCGGAGAUGUUAACGGAAAUGGUCCCCGGGCAGGAGGAUUCAUCUGACCUGGAGUUGCUACAGGAGCUGAACAGGACCUGCCGGGCCAUGCAGCAGCGCAUCGUGGAGCUCAUCUCCCGCGUGUCCAACGAGGAGGUCACCGAGGAGCUGCUGCACGUCAACGACGACCUCAACAAUGUCUUCCUUAGAUACGAGAGGUUUGAGCGAUACAGAUCAGGCCGAUCGGUUCAGAAUGCCAGUAAUGGAGUACUGAACGAAGUAACAGAAGACAACUUAAUAGACCUGGGGCCAGGGUCUCCAGCGGUGGUGAGCCCAAUGGUGGGGAACACGGCACCCCCAUCUUCCCUCUCCUCCCAGCUUGCAGGCUUGGACCUGGGGACAGACAGCGUCAGCGGCACCCUCAGUUCACUCCAGCAGUGUAAUUCUCGUGACGGCUUUGACAUGUUUGCUCAGACGAGAGGGAACUCCUUGGCCGAGCAACGCAAGACAGUGACCUAUGAGGACCCUCAGGCUGUUGGUGGACUGGCUUCUGCACUAGACAGUCGAAAACAGAACUCUGAAGUGAAGAGAGGUAAAGUUGGGGACUCUGACCUGGAGCCCAUAGACAGCUGGCUCAUAACCCAAGGAAUGGUGAGAGGUCACCCGCUGAGCCAAGCCCCCUGUCCACCCAGCGCUUACCUGUGUCACCUGCUGAGCCCUAUCCCCGUUGCUCAGCCCUCUGUCAUGGACGACAUUGAGGUGUGGCUCAGGACGGACCUGAAGGGCGAUGACCUGGAAGAGGGCGUCACGAGUGAAGAGUUUGAUAAAUUCCUUGAAGAAAGAGCCAAAGCUGCUGAAAUGGUUCCCAACCUCCCCUCACCCCCAGUGGAAGCCCCGGCCCCGGCCCCGGCCCCGGGCCCGGCCUCCAACCCUUCAGGCCGGAAGAAGUCAGAGCGGUCUGAGGAUGCCCUCUUCGCCCUGUGAGCUGCUCUGUGGUUUGGCCCCCGGGAUGGCAGGUCACCUCUCGCUGCCCGGUUCACUCUAGGCACUGGCCACUCCCCUCACCCCCAGCCCCACGUGGUCCUGCGCUGCUGUGUCUCCAUGGAAAUACCACUGUGUUUGCUCCCAGGCCUCCCACUAGUCAGGACCAGCUUUAGCCACCUUCUCUCGGCAGUGGGACAGCUGCGGCAGCCAGGGGCCCUCCCUCUCUCCUUCCCUCCUCCUGCUCCCGCCUACGAGCUCCCUCUGCCCAUGUUUCCUCCCGGAAGAGUGGGCAGUGGGGCCCAGCCCCAGGCAGGGCGGUCCCCUCGGGACUGUCUUCUGAGCAGACACCUGGAUAGUCUUUCCUCCAGUCACCUGCCCACAGAGAAGGGAGUCAGGCCCCUUCCCCUGCCUGGCUCAGUGACUCUCCCUGGACUGGCUUGGCCUCGCAGAAAGGCUUUGUCUGCGCCUAUGGGUUGGUCUCCCUCCCUGGACUGUGGCUCCCUGAUGCGUGUCACUUUGUGGCACUUGGCAUGCCCAGCACUUUAGAAGGUUCUGUGGGGUACCCAUGUGUGGCGUCCCUCAUCCUGGCGCUCUCUCCAUCACUCAGCUGCUAGCUCCAUGCCUGAGCAGGCACAGCAGCUGGCUUGGAAGCGAGGGGCCCCGUGGACCUGCAGUUUCUGGGCUGGGGAGAGAAAGCCAAGAGGGGGAAGGCGGCACGCUGGUGGGCAGGCUGCCGGCUCCCGUGGAGAGAGACCACCGCAGACCCAGCCACCCUGCGCACACUGCACUGGGCCUUCUGUGGAGGGGCCUGCACCGGGAGGAGUGACUGGCUUGCUGGGGGCGCUCUGUGAGCAUGCUGAGCUCCGGCCUGGCCUGCAGCGGCUCUGUGCCUCCGUCCCAGGCCCAGCAGCGGGCCGUGCUUGGAGAGCCACACAGCUAGAGCAACACUGAGGUCCCUGGGCUGUUCCUGGGCAUGGGGCUCAGCCUCUCCGUAGACUUUCCUGACAACCUCACCCCUCCCCUCAGAUGCCCCCUGGCCUCCGAUGCACCCGCUCCCAGCCGGCCGAGGCCGACAGUCUGGAGCUGAGCCGCGCGGGCUGGCGACGCCUGCUGUCCUGGUUCCUCACUGCGUGUCUCCUGGCCGUGGCACUGCGCUUGUGCUGGGCCCCGGCCUGAGUCCCAACUGCCCCUCCACUGUGCUGCACCUGCAACUGCUCAUCCCAGCCCAUGAGCCUCCGGGCCCACGUCCCGGUUCCAGCGUGCACUGCCCAGGCCUCGGGGGCCAAACCCGACACCUGGUUUCCCAACCCACGAUGUGGUCAGUUCUUCCACCCGGCUGGUGGCCUGGAAGCCAUGGCACUGGCCCAGGCAGGGAAAAGACACUGGGCCUGACUCGGCUGAGAGCAGUGCCAUGGGCCCUGGGAGGAGCGUUAGGACCGGGACUGGAGCCGAGGGCUGUGCUAGGCAGUAAGAGAAACUACCCCAAUGCAGAGCGAGCUGCUGUUCCCCCGGAGCCCCGUGCCCAUCUCACACUACCACAGCUUCCUCCGAGGAAGGGCCUGGACUCUGGCUGGGACCAGGAGCAGCUGGGGACACUACACUCCACGUCCUCAGAGGAUAGCAAGGGCCCUCCCCCACUGGAUCUUCGCCAGGCUGAUGCCGGCCCUGUCCUCUGGCUGCAAGUACCAUGCCUAUGCUCCCUCCACCCCUCCCCCCAGCCCUUGGCCAGCUCAAGCCCCUCUCCUCAGUGUGUCUCAGUCCCAAGGGCGGAAUCCCCUGAGGCCAGCUUGGGCAUUGUGACUUCUGGAGUCAGCUGUCUUAAUGCCAGCCGCAGAGAAACUCGGUUGUACCCAGAGACUCCAGCUGGUAUCCCCAGCCCUUUGAUGCAGUUUGGAAGCAUUCUAGGAGCAGGGACCUGCCUCUGCCAACCUGCCAGGCUUGCAGUCGUGGGCAGCAAGCUUUGGGUGCAGGAGCUGUGGUGCCACAGCAGCCAGCGCACUCAGGGAAGAGCAGCCUCCUGCCUUCCGGAAGGGGAAGUCACCACAAGGCCAGAAACCUGGAGGGUCUGAGGGGAGAGGAGGCUCCUGGUGGUGAGUAAAGCUCAGACAUUCGCCUACCUGGGGAGACCCCAGCCAAGCUGUUGUAAACACUGUGGUCCAGAGCUGGCCCCCAAACCCUAACCCCAGCUGAUCAGCCAGGGGUGGCUUCCAAAGCUGGCUGCCCCUAGUCCAGCAGAGAAUGGUAGUUUCCUGUGGACUGGCAGAAAACCUCAGAGGUGUCAGCUGCCUCCCCGGCCUGCAGCCGCCCCUCCGGUGGCUUGCCAGCACUUCUGCUAGUGCGUGGUGUCCAGAGGCAGCCCACUCCCACCUGAGCAGGCUGAGGUGGCAGCUGAGACCUGCACGGGAAGGAAGAACGGGGCCCUUGAGCGGUUCUGCCCUGCUCAGUCCUGAGGCCCGGAGGACUCACCUGGGCCGCCCCUGCUAUCUGGGGAGCGCAGCCCUCAGGCUGCUGAUUAGGGAAAGCCAGCCAGAGCCUCUACCCCGCCCCUAGAAGUGAGACCCUUCUGAGCCACCAGUCUCUCCACAAGUGUUAGAAAUCACAGAUACAGUAUGUACUUAAUUACACUAAAUUAUUGCUGGGAUUCCUUAUAAGCACUAAUUAUACCUGAUUAUAGGUUAAAAUAUUUAUUUUGUCAAAAUAUUUUCUUGGGGAUGUGUUUAACCUUUCCUGUGUUCACUGUGUGCUGAGACAUGGAGACUAACCGUCUCCUCUUGCCUGCCAUUUUGGCCUGUGGGCUGCGUGAAUGGUUCUGUGUGCGGCUUGACCUGGGGCUCUGGUGGGCCUUCGGCCAACCUCCCAGAGCUGUCCCUUCCUGGGCACUCCCCAGGCACCGAGCAGCGACCAGGCUGAGGACUCCUUCACGGGUCAGCAUGACUGGGACAGGGGUCUCUGAAAGGGCUUGUUGCCGCCCCGGGGCCAGAAGGGAAGGCGACUUCCACUCUGUCGUCUCUCCUCCCGUCUGUGUGUCAGUCCCCUCAGUGUGAGUGACAGUGCUGCCUGCCCUGCUCCAGACCUUGGCUCACUGCCCUUCCCCACCCAGAGGUCCAGAGCAAGGGCGCCUCAGGCCUGGGUGGCCCCAGGCCCAGGCGGUGACUCAAGGCUCCAGCUGGAAGAGAGGCGGCAAGGGCUGUGGAUGGCCCAGAGCAGCAGGCCCGACUCCUCCUCUAGCACCAUGAUGGCCACGGGCUUCCUGCCUCUCUCCUCCUUCCCGCAGCCACACCCUCCACUUCGCCUGCACACACUCCAGCUCAGUCCUGCCCGGCUUCUGGAUGAUUUGAUGGGGCCUGUGGCCUGGCAGGAGGAAACGGAGGUGGAGCAGUGCUGUUCUUUCAGCCAGCCCAUCGUGAGCAACCCAUCAGCUGUUGGGGUGUCUGGGCCACCCGUGGCAAGUGUGUGUGCCCCCAAGAUACCCGCUGAAGUACCUGCCUCUCCCAGUGCCCAUCUCCAGCCCUUCCUGUCCAUGGGGGUCCAAGCCGGGCUUCUCCUGCCAUCACCAGCCCCCCCGGGAGCAGCUGUCAACCCUGGAGUCACACUGCUUUUCUCUGGAUAAACCCUCCAGGCUCCCCUGGGGAAGGGGAUGAAUAUUUAUUUCCUAAAGUUUGCACUUAAUUUGUAAGGUUUCUCAGGAUUGUUGGGGGCUAUUGAGAAAAGGAAUGUGUUGAUUUUGUUGUCCAGUCGUCCCCAAAAGUCUGGUGUUCUGUCACUGUCGUGCGUUUCUGAGGCAGAGCGGUCAGCUCUGGAGGACAGGCCAGUGCACUCAAGACUCCAUGUCUGUCCAGCCACUGGCUCUCCUUCCAGAUGCCGUCUCUCUAGUUUGGGUUCUUGCAUGUAAAAUACUCCAUGAUAAAUAAACAAACAAGCAAAUCGUU